This is a messenger RNA of Manihot esculenta (cassava), 2276 nucleotides long. Its product is annotated as zinc finger protein 346. The transcript has 9 exons. Gene Ontology annotation, molecular function: zinc ion binding; nucleic acid binding. The record is from RefSeq and is a predicted model, not a curated record. Bases 148 to 2007 code for a protein of 619 amino acids. Lineage: Eukaryota; Viridiplantae; Streptophyta; Magnoliopsida; Malpighiales; Euphorbiaceae.
GCCUAACCAAUUUAAUUGAGGGAGGAAAGUCGGCAUUUGGAAAAUCAAGUACGUCCUUGUGAAACUGCUUUGCAGGUGUUUGAGCAGCUUUUUAAUGGAGAUUUAAGCCAAUGAAUCUCUUCUUCAAGGGAUUCAUAUCCUUCCAAGAUGGGAAUAAUGGGUAGUUUCUUCAAGUUUUCAGGGCACUGCUUUGAUGUUCUUGCAUGGCCCCUCUUUGCUCUGGUCUAUCCCUUGUAUGCUUCCAUUCAAGCAAUUGAGACUAAUUCCAUCUCCGAUACCCAGAAGCUGAUUUCUUAUUGGGUCUGCUUUUCAUUGAUUUUGCUGUUUGAAAAUGCUUUUUCUGAGUUACUUGAAUGCUUACCAUGGUGGACUUACAUUAAGGUUCUUAUUGUUGGCUGCUUGGUUACUCCUCACUUUGAGGGUUCUCUUUAUGUCUAUAAACACAUUGUUCAUCCAUGUCUCUCUAUCGACCUACACGUGCUCCUCAACGAAUUGGUCAACCUGAUGGUGGUCCUCAAGCAGGAGAAAGUUCUAGCAGAGGCGAAGAAUGCAAAGGCUACUGCAGGUGAAGCUUUGCAGAAUCUUACUGCUCUCAAGCCAGAGUUUGAAGAGUCUAAAGGUGUGCAGAAAGACAUUAGUUCAGUGGAAAUGACAGAGAAUCAAAAGUUGGCAUUAACUAAACAGCCAGAGUUUGAAGAGUCUAAAGGUGUGCAGAAAGACAUUAGUUCAGUGGAAAUGACAGAGAAUCAAAAAUUGGCAUUAACUAAACAGCCAGAGUUUGAAGUCUCUAAAGUUGUGCAGAAAGACAUUAGUUCAAUGGAAAUAACAAAGAGUCAAGAAUCAGCAUUAACUAAACAGUUGCAGUUUGGACAACUGGAACCUGACUUCACUCCGUCAGGAAACAGAACGACUGCUCCACUGGAUUUCACAGGAACGACACCUACAUGGUUUGCAGCUAGAGGUCUUCCUGAUGUAUUAUUACCAUCUAACAACGUCCAAAACGAGUGGACUUGUGCUGUAUGUCAGGUUACAACCCCAAGCGAGGCAGACCUUAUUUCCCAUCUUCACGGAAGGCGACACGAGUCUGCUUGUGAGAAGCUGAAAGCCUACAACCAAACAUCCAAAAGCAAGGUUUCCUCAGCUUCAGCUAUGGAAAAUGCAAAUGCUGCAGAAAGUAGAGGAAACUCACCUGAUACUAAGCAAACCCACAAGCCAUGGACUUGUGCUACAUGUCAUGUAACAACGACAAAUAAAGCAGAUCUUGUUUCCCAUUUUCAAGGAUCGAGACAUAAGGACGCUUUGGAGAAACUGACAGCGAAAUUUCAGACAUCUGAAAACAAAACUCAUUCUGCUUUAGCAGCAAUAGCUGGAGAUGUUCCUAACAUUCCAUGGACUUGUGCUGUAUGUCAGGUAACAACCACAAGCGAGGCAGACCUUAUUUCCCAUCUUCACGGAAGGCGACAUGAGUCUGCUUGUGAGAAGCUGAAAGCCUACAACCAAACAUCGAAAAGAAAGGUUUCCUCAGCUUCAGCUAUGGAAAAUGCAAAUGCUGCAGAAAGUAGAGGCAACUCACCUGAUACUAAGCAAACCCACAAGCCAUGGACUUGUGCUACAUGUCAUGUAACAACCACAAAUAAAGCAGAUCUUGUUUCCCAUUUUCAAGGAUUGCGACAUGAGGACGCUUUGGAGAAACUGAAAGCGAAAUUUCAGACAUCUGAAGACAAAACUAAUUCUGCUUUAGCUGCAAUAGCUGGUAGAGAUGUUCCUAACAUUCCAUGGACUUGUGCUGUAUGUCAGCUAAAAAUCACAAAUUUGGCAAGCCUUGUUUCGCAUCUCGAAGGAAGGCGACAUGAGGAUGCUUGCAAUAGCUAUCAAGCCAAGAUCAAGAGUAUAAAAUCAUGGUGGUGUACCAUCUGUAAUAUAAGCUGCAGCAGUGAAGGAAACAUGAAAUCUCACCUUAUGGGGAGCAAGCACUUGACCAAUGCUCGAGCUCAACAGCAGACUUGAUUCAUGACACUGGUGCAUGGAGAAAUUUUACAGUACAACUGUGUUGUAUAAUAUAAUUUUUCCGGUGCAUGUAGACUAUAUAUUUGUGUGUAGGAAGACCUAGCUAUGGAUUUGUGAGCUCUUAUAUAAGACUUUGAUCAACUACCCAGAAUUUGGCUCUGAAUCGUAAUCUGUAUCCUAGAACUCCAUUUCUGGUUGUAUUUAUAAAAAUUCAGGGCACCCUACCUGAUCUUUGAACUCGUUUAAUAUAUUAACAUCUAAAUUCAUUU